CUGUGUUUUUGCUCGGCCCGCGCUCUUGAAGACAACAGCCAUGUUGUUUCAACAAACAACGGCACCAGCAUCUCUACAGUCAGACAUUCCUUAGUAUAUGCUUGCAACUUUACAGCAGUGGCCAUGGGGAAGAUUGAGCCGCCGUUUCUCUACGACCCGCCAUCCCUCUAUCCCAAGUCCGCACAGGUUGCUGACUUCAACCCCAAGGCUGUUACGCUGAACAGCUGGGCGCCUCGGCCGCAGAAGCCAAAGAAAGAUGGGCCCUUGGUCAACUUCAACCAGCAUCCGGACUCGGUAACUAACAUUACUCUGCCGUUUAUAUGUUUCAGCCUCGAAGAAAUCUAA
This is a messenger RNA of Trichophyton verrucosum HKI 0517, 345 nucleotides long. RefSeq lists its product as uncharacterized. NCBI's taxonomy places the organism in Eukaryota, Fungi, Ascomycota, Eurotiomycetes, Onygenales, Arthrodermataceae. The record is from RefSeq and is a predicted model, not a curated record. The transcript has a single exon.